GAGAGAGAGAGAGAGAGAGAGAGAGAGAGAGAGAGAGAGAGAGAGAGAGAGCGAGAGAGAGCGAGAGAGAGAACUAGGAUAUAUAGCGGGCCCAGAAGAGAGGGGACACAGACGAAAAUGGAGUGUAGGGAGAAUUUGGUCCAGUGGCUGAGCUGGAUUCUGCUCCUUGGGGGUCCGCUGGUUUGCUGGCUGCAGCUAACCACGGAAAGGCGGAUGCUUUACGGCCGCUACACAAAGUCCGAGGACCGGUGUUUAGUGAACACCAAACUGGUCUGGAUGAUCCAAGAGGUGCCCUCGCUGCUUGUACCGCUGCUCCUGCUGCUCAGCACCGAGUCCCGGGCCGGAGUGGGCCGCAGCCUGCUGCUCGGAACCUUCUGCCUGCAUUACUUCCACAGGUCGUUCAUCUACGCCUGGCGGACCCGCGGGCGGCCGUUUCCUGUCCACAUCGCCGUAAAAUCGUUCAUCUUCUGCGGCAUGAACGGGCUGCUGCAGGGACACUACCAACUCCACUGCGCCCCCUCCUGGCAGAACCCCGUACGGAUGGCAGUGGGUCUGCUUCUGUUCUUUGCAGGUCUGAUAAUCAACAUCCACAGCGACCAUUUGCUACGGAGCCUUAGGAAACCAGGAGAAGUCCACUACAGAAUCCCCAGAGGGGGGAUGUUUGAGUUUGUGUCGGGGGCAAACUACUUCGGGGAGAUCCUGGAAUGGUUUGGCUAUGCUGUGGCCGUCUGGUCGCUGCCUGCAGCCGCCUUCUUUCUCUUCACCAGCUGUACCAUCGGCCCACGAGCCAUACACCACCACAGGUUCUACCAGCAGCAGUUCAAGGACUACCCUCAGUCCAGAAGAGCCCUGAUUCCUUUCCUUCUGUAGCACCUUGCAUAAUUUAUGAAAAAAAACUGCAUAUCAUUAUACAGUUUGUUUCAGUUUCUAUUGUAUGCACUUGUGAUUUAUUGAAUUACACGAUAUGAUUAACAUUUUGGCUUUAAGCUAAUAUAUAUAUUUUAUUUUGUAUUGUUUUUCUUUACUUUUUAGACAAGCUAUUUUGUAUUCUUCCGUGUGUGGAAAUUUAACAAACACCAGCAAACGUUUUUUUUUUCUUUAUUUGUUAUGAACAGCAACAAUUUCACACAGACUUUGUUGGAGAGUUAAAUAAAGGCAAAUUGAAUGGUUACACAGGUGUGUGUUAGUGUAGAUGGGGGCAAGAGAGUAAGACAUUUUGCCCCCUGUCUUCUGGAGGUAGAACUGGUGAACCGUUAUAUCCUACCAAUAAAUUGGUCAAGAACUACUAUAAAUUACGA
Gadus morhua (Atlantic cod) is the source of this 1298-nucleotide messenger RNA. RefSeq names its product 3-oxo-5-alpha-steroid 4-dehydrogenase 2-like. The record is from RefSeq and is a predicted model, not a curated record. Gene Ontology annotation, cellular component: membrane. Gene Ontology annotation, biological process: steroid biosynthetic process. The transcript is spliced from 5 exons. NCBI's taxonomy places the organism in Eukaryota, Metazoa, Chordata, Actinopteri, Gadiformes, Gadidae. Gene Ontology annotation, molecular function: 3-oxo-5-alpha-steroid 4-dehydrogenase activity. The coding region runs from base 118 to 870 and encodes 250 amino acids.